Messenger RNA from Mytilinidion resinicola, 1359 nucleotides. RefSeq lists its product as uncharacterized. NCBI's taxonomy places the organism in Eukaryota, Fungi, Ascomycota, Dothideomycetes, Mytilinidiales, Mytilinidiaceae. The record is from RefSeq and is a predicted model, not a curated record. The coding region runs from base 157 to 1359 and encodes 400 amino acids. The transcript has 4 exons.
UCCCAUUUCAUCAGUUUCAGCUCUCCAAAUCUUCCUUGAUCACUGUCGUAAAGUAAUAGAGAAACGAUAAACCAGCUUCGUCACGCUUCAACGGAUGACCCAGAGCUGACUUCCACGUCUCACGAGGCCGUUCCGAAGUGUUUUCUAGAAAGAUUGAUGGCUUCAGAGUCCAGGGCAAGUGCCCCGAAGAUUUCUAAAAUCACUAGCAUCCCUCUACGCAAUAAGAAAAAACCUACAGCGGCGUCAAAGACGGCAUGGAUGCUGAAAGGCACCGGCGAAGUUGUACGCACUAUAGCAUCAGCAUCACUAGAAGCGGACGAUGCCACAGUCUCCUCGGAGCUUAGCUUCGAGCUCCUGUGCAGCUAUAACUGGCAGCGAAAUAGAAAGGCAAUCCUUGUUCCAGGUGGACCUCCAAAAUGGGUACUUCCACCCUUGCCAAUCACUCUAGCCCCAGAUGCCGGUCUCCAGUUUGUAGAUCAAAAUGCCUUCCGUGUUCCGAGGUACCCUUUCGAGCCCGCGUUCCAGGCGUUGGCCGUCAUGAGCCCAAAUGCGCAACUAGAUGAUGUCGACAUCAUCGCUAAUCGCAACAGUCUGCGCAAGCUGCUUAACUUUGCUGCUGGGAGGCGGCAAGAUCCGUUUCGUAUGGAUUUGCAUAUGGUGAAGGAUACGCUCUUCAUUAGCCGCAAGGAGAGAAAUGCUCGAUUCAUGAUUCAUGGAGCUUUAAAUUCUGGGUACGGUCAUAGCUUCGAGCAAGCCUUCACCAGACCUGAGGACGGCUUAGACGAUUCAAGCAGCCACCAUAGGGUCAUUCGAUAUCGUCUUGGCGAUCUGAACUGUGUCGUCCGGUUCGAGGUAGAUGCAUACUACGAAGAUACGGGCGAUCCGGAUGUUGCCAACUCCAUGCAGCAACCUAUUGACCAAGCCAUCACGAUGAUGGCGCAAAGGGCAGUGAAGAACCCACUGCCAAGUGCAAUACCAAAGGGCACCACGAAGGUCAUUAUCAAAGCGAAAAAGGCUGAAAAGCUCAACGACGCCAUGCCGCAACUCUGGUUCGGUCGCACGCGAUAUCUUCUCACUGGGAAGCAUGUGAACGGCGUUUUCCGUUCAAUCAGCACCUCUCAUGUUGAGCCGAAGUUUACGAACUGGGAGAUGGUCAACCAGGAGAAUUUGCGCAAAUUGGUCGGCUUGCUUGCGGAUCUAAAACGCAUCGUGCGCGAGACAAAAAGAGGAGCUGCCAUGUUGCUGUGCGAGUCUAAAGGCGCUCCUCUGCGGGUUCUAGAGGCAAAGAGCGAGAGGAGCGCUCUGCCUGAGGAAAUGAUCAUGAAACAUUGGAGUUUUGGGAGGGGCGAUGUGAAGUAA